Messenger RNA from Capsaspora owczarzaki ATCC 30864, 2874 nucleotides. Its product is annotated as cell cycle control protein. The transcript has 5 exons. Gene Ontology annotation, molecular function: RNA binding; protein binding. Gene Ontology annotation, cellular component: catalytic step 2 spliceosome. NCBI's taxonomy places the organism in Eukaryota, Filasterea, Ministeriida, Capsasporidae. Gene Ontology annotation, biological process: mRNA splicing, via spliceosome. Bases 512 to 2779 code for a protein of 755 amino acids. The record is from RefSeq and is a predicted model, not a curated record.
UCUCGACAAAAGGCGCGAUGAGCCAGCCGCGAGUGCAGACGAGCGAUCUGGUCGCAGCAGCCACCGACGCCGCCGCCGCUCAUCUCGCCACAGCGACGACAGCAGCAGAAGCAGGAGCAGGAGCAGGAGCAGCCGCAGCCGCAGCCGGAGCUCCAGCGGGGAACGCAGCCGCAAUGCAAAGGCAGCAGCAGACAAUGGCGAUCACUCGUCGUCGUCCUCCUCCUCCUCCCGGUGGAGGCACGAUCGCCAUGCAGACCGCGAUGCGCGAGACUCGUCGUCCCGGAGCAGCUACCGCGAUGACCCGUCGCGCUCUGGCAGCGGUCGAGCCCGGCACAGCGAUCUGCAAUCCGCGACGUCGUCGUCGUCGUCGUCGCGUCGUGAUGAUGGCCAUCAUCACCAGGCACGACCGGCGCCUGCACCUGUGGUGGCCGAGCCGUCGCUGAACAAGCGCACGACAGACGUGACGCUGGCACCGACCGGCGGCGUGUACAUCCCGCCAGCGCGGUUGCGGAUGAUGCAGAGCCAGAUGCAGGACAAGAGCAGCGUCGAGUUCCAGCGCAUGUCUUGGGAGGCGCUGAAAAAGUCGCUGAACGGCAUUGUCAACAAGCUCAACACGGCCAACAUCCAGAACAUUCUGCCCGAGAUCUUCUCGGAAAACCUCGUGCGCGGGCGCGGUGUGCUGGCGCGAUCCUUCAUUCGCGCGCAGGCCGCGUCGCCCACAUUCACACCCGUCUAUGCUGCGCUCACAGCCAUCAUCAACACAAAGUUCCCUCAGGCCGGAGAGCUCAUUCUCAAGCGCCUCGUGCUGCAGUUCCGACGCGCCUUCCGACGCAACAACAAGCAGGCGUGCAUCUCGUCCACCCGCUUUAUCGCCCACCUGGUCAACCAGCAGGUUGCGUACGAAAUUCUCGCGUUGCAAGUGAUUACGCUGCUGCUCGAGCGACCCACCGAUGAUUCCGUCGAGAUUGCCACCACCUUUAUUCGCGAAUGUGGCGCCUUCCUCGCUGAAAACUCGCCUCGGGCGCUGGACGCUGCGUUUGAGCGUCUGCGAGCCAUUCUGCACGACGGCAACGUCUCGCUUCGCAUCCAGUACAUGCUCGAAGUCAUGUUUGCCCUUCGCAAGGACAACUUUAAGGACAACCCAAGCAUUCCGGAGGGUCUGAGUCUCGUUGAAGACGAAGACCAAAUCAUGCAUGUGAUUUCUCUCGACGACGAAGAGUUGAAUGCCGAGGAGCAGCUGGACAUCUUCCGUGCCGAUCCCAACUUCAUUGCAAACGAAGAAAAGUACAAGAAAAUCAAGGCAGAAAUUCUUGGAGAGGACGACGAUGAUGAGGAUGGUGACGACGAAGCCGAGAGCGAUGAUGAAGACGAGGAAAACGAUGCCGAGAACAUGCAGCAGCAGCAAUCGCAAGCGUCAGAGCAGGUGCAGACCGACGUCAGCAUUCUGGACCAGACCAGCGAAGAGGCCGUCAACCUUCGUCGUACCAUCUACCUGACAUUCAUGAGCAGCGCCAGCUUUGAAGAGUGUGCGCACAAGCUUCUUAAGAACACCAUUAAACCCGGCAUGGAGAUGAUUCUCGCGACAAUGGUUGUCGAAUGCUGCGGCCAAGAACGCUCCUUCAUUCGCUUCUACGCCGACUUGGCAGAACGUCUGUGUCGCUUGCGAGGUGCCUUCUGUGAAUCAUUUGAGACUUGCUUCCAGGAAUAUUACAACACAAUUCAUAGGUUUGAAACGAACAAAAUUCGCCACAUUGGCCGGCUUUUCGCGCACUUGCUCUACACGGACGCACUGCCCUGGACUGUGUUUGCGAACGUUCGCUUGACCGAAGAGGACACCACCUCUUCGAGUCGUAUCUUCUUGAAACAGCUGCUGCAAGAAUUGUCAGAUUAUAUCGGCUUGGCCAAGCUGAACGAGCGCUUCAAGAUGGAGGCCCUCCAACCGUACAUUGCUGGGCUCUUCCCCAAGGACAAUGCCAAGAACAUGCGCUUUGCCAUCAACUUUUUCGUUGGUAUUGGGCGAGGCGGUCUUGCAGACGAUCUUCGUCAUUACUACAACAACGCGCCAAAGAUGAUCAUGCAAGCAGUCCCAGACCCCGAGCCACAGGCUGCCGCCGCUGCUGUCAGCUCGUCGUCGGACUCGGACUCAUCGUCAUCGUCGUCGGGAUCGUCGAGCGGCUCUGAUUCGGACUCUGAUUCGGAUUCGUCGAGCGGAUCGUCUUCAGGGUCAUCAUCAUCAUCAUCCAGCUCGGGCUCCGGCUCGGACUCGGAGUCCAACCACGACCCGAGAUCUCGGUCGCGAUCCAAGCGCUCCGACUCUCGCGAGCGUCCCAGUGCUUCUUCGCGCUCGUCAGACCGGCGCCGCGACGACAGCCGCACUCGCAGCGAUUCACGGCGCGAAGACCGUCGUGAUGAUCGACGCGAAGAUCGACGCGAAGAUCGACGUGAUGACCGUCGUGAUGAUCGUCGUGACGAACGUUCGCGCAGCGACGCCCGACGCGACGAUCGCAGUGAUCGUCGAGAUGACCAAGGGCGCGAUUCUCGCCGAGAUGAUCGUAGCGAUCGUCGCGACGAACGUGACGGUCGACGAGACGAUCGGGAACGAAGCCACGACCAACGCCGUCGAGAUGACGACCGUCGAGGCGACCGGGAUGAGCGUCGCAGUGACCGAAAAGACGACCGUGACGGCGCUCGGGACGAAGGACGCCGAGCACGAGAAAAGGAUGACACUGAGUUGUCGACUCGCGAUUCCAAGCGAGGGCGUUACGAUGACGAUCGUUGAUCAUUGUGAGUUGUGUUGCUCUUUGUUACAGUCUAUCUCUGAGGCUCUUCAUGUUGUGCUUGGUGUCAUGUCACAAUACAUUUAUCUUUUGAGCA